Protobothrops mucrosquamatus (brown spotted pit viper) is the source of this 4248-nucleotide messenger RNA. It is a transcript of the gene ASXL1, whose product is annotated as ASXL transcriptional regulator 1. Gene Ontology annotation, molecular function: chromatin binding; DNA binding; peroxisome proliferator activated receptor binding. Bases 1 to 4248 code for a protein of 1415 amino acids. Gene Ontology annotation, cellular component: PR-DUB complex. The transcript is spliced from 10 exons. Gene Ontology annotation, biological process: animal organ morphogenesis; positive regulation of transcription by RNA polymerase II. NCBI's taxonomy places the organism in Eukaryota, Metazoa, Chordata, Lepidosauria, Squamata, Viperidae. The record is from RefSeq and is a predicted model, not a curated record.
AUGUCGGCUUGUCAGAAUGUCCCACAGUUUCUUUUCACUAGUUCCAGAGCGAGGUACCUCUCGGCUGACAGGUUGAAUUGUGCCCUGUUUUCCAUCCGCAGUGGCACCUCCCCGCUGGCCUGCCUGAACGCGAUGCUUCACUCCAAUUCAAGAAGCUGCGAUGGGCUUUUUUACAAACUCCCCGGGCGGAUCAGCCUCUUCACUCUCAAGAAAGCUGCUGCCCAGUGGUCUCGGACCCUCGCCGGACCUGAAGGAGAAGAGCUGGAUGACGCCGAGAGCAGUGGUUCCAAUGAAGCUGCCAGCACUGUGAGCGGGGAUAAUGAUGUGUCUCUGGACGAAACCUCUUCCAACGCCUCCUGUUCCACGGAGUCCCAAAGCAAGAGCAGCCUUGCUCUCCGGGAGAGCACCAGAACAGCAUCACAGGUGAGCAAGCAGAAGAAAAAGGCAGGCAUGAUGCUUCCCCGUGUGGUCCUGACACCCCUGAAAGUAAAUGGGGCCCACAUGGAACCCUCUUCCGGGUUGGCGGGGAAGCCGGUUGGCGACGAGAGCAGCAGCAGCAGCUCCUCGGUUCUGCCCAGCACUCUUUGCAACAGGACAGAAAUGGCGAGGGAAGCCCCCCACCUGCUCCGGGGGGUCCGCAAGCCCUCCAGCGGACAGAUGAAGAGGAACCGGGGGGACGACGUAGACUUCGAGACGCCUGGCUCCAUUCUGGUGAACACCAACCUGCGGGCGCUGAUCAAUUCCAGGACCUUCAAUGCCCUCCCCCUCCACUUCCAGCAGCAGCUGCUCCUCCUCCUCCCUGAAGUGGACAGACAGGCUGGGACAGACGGGCUGCUGCGUCUGAGUGGAAGCGCCCUCAACAACGAGUUUUUUGCUCACGCUGCCCAGAGCUGGCGGGAGAGGCUGGCAGACGGGGAGUUUACUCACGAGAUGCAGGUCCGCAUCAGGCAGGAAAUGGAGAAGGAAAAGAAGACGGAAGUCUGGAAAGAGCGCUUUUUCGAGGACUACUACGGGCAGAAGCUGGGCUUGACCACGGGAGAGCCGAACUCGGCGUCCGGCGAAGCAGAGAACAGGACCGCAGCCGCCUCCCCAGAAGGCCCCGCCAGGGCACCCUGCGCUCCCACCACCCACCAGCCCGACGGGCACUUCAAGAGGCGCUCGCUCCGCUGCCGGAGCCGCAGGAACCGACACAAGUUACGCGAACCGGAGGCCUCCGCCCCUGCCCCAGAGGCCUCGCCGUCGUCCUCUGCGGAGGCCACGCCGGUUGAGGAGAGGGAGGCCGAUCCCUCCGCCGACGAGCGCCAAGGCAGCCGGGCCUCUCCCCCGGCCGAGAUGUCCCCGGAGGUGACCAGGGUCCUGAGCAGAGUGGACGAGGUGGUGGCUGUGGCGGCAGCAGCGGCGGCGGCAGCCCCGGACAGAAUUCCCAGCCUGCCUCUGGGGCCGCAGGAGCAGCAGAAGAGGAAGUGCUUCGAGCAAACCGCCUCCCCCUCUUUCCCCGAGAAGAAGCCGCGGCUGGAGGACCGUCAGUCCUUUCGUAACACAAUUGAAAGUGUUCACCCAGAAAAGCCACAGCCCACCAAAGAGGAACCCAAAGUCCCUCCCAUCCGGAUUCAACUUUCCCGAAUCAAACCCCCCUGGGUGGUUAAAGGUCAGCCAGCCUACCAGAUAUGUCCUCGGAUUAUCCCCAAUCCAGAACCCGCCAAGCCGGACAGAAGGGGCAGCCCAACCUCUGCUGACUCUCAGGCCUGUCCUCUGCAAGGCCGAGUCCAGCGAGCGGCUGCUACUCCUGCCUCCACCAUUGGAGGUGGGGGUGGGCCAGGAGGCGGUGGAAGGGCUCCCGACGAAGGCGGUGGUGGUGGUCGCAGCAGCAGCAACAACAACAACAGCAGGGUCCGUCCGCCCAGGAGCCACCGCGCCAAGCACUGGCGAUCCAAGAGAACUCGCGGGAAGCGCUGGUCAGAUUUACAGCGAGCACAGUUACUGCCGCCUUCCCACCUAGACGGGAAGACCGGCUGGCCGGUGCCUAAAGCCAACUUGCCUUCCGGGGCCAGAGAGCCCACCUGGGAAGGAGAGCGUGAGCUGGGUGGACAGGCCGCAAGUCUUCCUUCCCAGAAAGCUGCUGCCCAGCGAGAGGAGCCUUCGGAAGGAGGCACCCCUGAUCGCAGAGCAGCGGGAGUGCCGGCCGUUAGUCCUGGGCAACUAGUGGAGGAUCCGAGGCCUCCCCUGUCUCCAGAAGAGGCUUCUCUGGAGGGCCGUAAUCGGAAGGAGAGAAGGGAAUCUCCCGUGGGAAGCCAGCGGAGCAGUGGCUGGCUAGGAGACGCGGAAAGCAGGAAGGAGGGCCGUGAAGAUGACCGUCCCGCCAUGUUGGACUGCACCACUGCAGCACAAGCCGGCUCCCUUGAUCUGGCUCCGGAGAGCAGCGCAAGAGUUGGCUCAGAGGCUUUGGGCUCCCCUGCGUGGGACGGCGUGCCAGUGCAUCCCACUCCUGCUGGGACGGAACGUCCACCCUCCCAGCCUCAGAGGGCCGCCCCUGGUGCUGGAAGAGGAGCCCGGAGUAGCCCAGAGGAAGCUUCCCGGGCGACAACAGGCCUGCUCCCUCCUUGCUUUGAGGCAAGUGCCCACAAGAGCCACCUGUCCCCAGCAGAGGCACCCUUGGGCAUGGAGGUAGAGACUGACCGAGAGCGGGCCGAGGCAGGGCCGAAUGCCAGCCCCAGCAGCGACGAGGGAGCCCGGAGUCCGCUGAGUGAGACCACAGAGACCGCUUCCGAUUUGGAUGCUGAGCUCACCGAUGAGAGCUUGGAAAUAAACCGGGAUUGUCGCCCCGCGGAAGCGAGGGAAGCCAGGUCCAACCAGAGGCACCCGGAGGAACGCAAAGAGGUCAUCUUAGAAAGCAGGAAAGAUUUGCCUUCCGACGUCGACGUUGCCAACGCACCGUGUGGGAGAAAGUCGCCCUCUGCUACUCUCACGGCAGGAACAUCGGUUCUCUCCAUUUAUGUCAAAAUCCAGGAAAGGCCCCGCUCGGGCGUCCCCCAGACUCUGUCCACCGGAGCGAGCAAGCCCCUUGAGGGACAAGGGGUCAUCCAGGGCCUGCCUCCACGAAGCGUUCUGCCCUCUUCCCAGGCGGCUAAGAGCAGGGACCGCCUCGUGCAGGACGCUUCUUACGAGGAGGGGACAGUCCUGACUGACCCAGCCGGGAAGGCCGCUUGUCCAUCCGAGCUCUUGCGGGAUUCUGCCGGAAGGCCCUGCCUGCCGGAGACAGCCUCCCUGCCUCCAGAGAAGAAUCCCAAUUCGGGAUCCAUGGAUCAAGCCGUCCGUCAGUCCCAGAAAACAGAUCUCUUGAAUCUGGGAAAGAAUCAUAUCUCCCCCACUCUUCAUCCAGAUCAAAGGGAUCCUCCCUGGGCAGAUUCUACCGUUGGCGUCGGGAAGCUGGAAGAGAAGCUCAAGACGGCCCCGGAGCCCAGGCUCGUGACCUCUCUGGGGCCCGGGCAGCCAAACAACGUUCCUGCAGGGAAGACCCCUGCAGCUCUGGGCAGGAAGGUCUUCGGCUCGGGCAUCCCCUCGGGUGGGGCGGCAGCCAAGGCCCAGAAGCCCCAGGGCUCCGAGCCCUUCCCCAUGUGGGGCAUGCUGUCCCACAGCAAACUGGUCUGCCCCACGCCCAAGGGUGCUGCCCCCGGAGCCGGCUUGCCUCCUGCAAGGGAGGGUGGGCCCUGCAAGCGGGACGAGAACAGGAAGGUCCAGGCCUCGGUCCAGAGAAAGAGGGAGCCGCCGAAAGAGGCCCCUGCCAAGUUGAGGGAGCCUUGGCAGAGCCUCCCUUUGGUGAGGGACCUGGCUUUUUUCAAGCUGCCGAAGGAGCCGGGCAAGGGGGCCCCGCAGCCCCUGGAGCCUUCCUCCCUGCCUUCCCAGCUCAACAUCAAGCAGGCCUUUUACCGGAAGCUCUCCAAGCUGCAGCUGAAUUGCGCCCAGCUGAAUUCCGCCUCUUCGGCUGGCAGCCCCUUUUUCCCCAGAAGCCUGGAAGGCAGCCACGCCAUGCCCUUCGGCCCCAAGGCCACCCUGACGGCUUCUUCCCGGGGCGGGCUGUCUUUUUCCGCCCAGGUGUUUGCCGAGACGGGCAAAGGCAUGGAGGAGCUCUCCUUGCAGUGCUCCUGCAGCCUGAAAGCCAUGAUCAUGUGCAAGGGCUGCGGCGCCUUUUGUCACGACGACUGCAUCGGCCCCUCCAAGCUUUGCGUGCUGUGCCUGGUGGUUAGAUGA